UCCGGGACUUGUUCAUCGUGUUUAACUUAACUUUGGCGCUGUGGCUGCAGGGGAGGGAGCUGUGGCUAUUUAAAGAGGGUCAUUCAGCCCCGGAUAAAUAACAGGGGGUCCACGGCGUUGACUAACCGCCUCUAAAUGGUCCUCAUCCUGCACCGUGCAUCUGUCUGUGGCCACUUAUUGUUUAUUAGUCCAGACUGAGGCCGCUUCCCUGCUGUGACAACCAUCCGUCGACCGGACUCAAACCAGCUCAGAUCAGCUCUUCUUCCCCCCCUUUUUUUUUUUUCUUCUUCUUCUUUUUCCCCUUCCCUUCCCCUCCACCUCAUUUUUUCUGGGAUACGUGAGAAAUGGGUAAAGAUUACUACAAAACGCUGGGUAUCGCUAAAGGAGCCACAGACGAGGAUGUAAAGAAAGCGUACAGAAAACAAGCGCUGAAAUGGCACCCGGACAAAAACAAGUCUGCGGCCGCGGAGGAGAAAUUUAAGGAAAUCGCCGAGGCAUAUGAAGUCCUCAGCGAUCCGAAGAAAAGGGAAAUUUAUGACCAGUAUGGAGAGGAAGGUCUCAAGGGCGGAAGUGGACCCACCGGCGACGGUCAGGGAAGCACUUUCACCUACACCUUCCAUGGGGAUCCUCACGCCACCUUCGCCACUUUCUUUGGCGGCUCAAACCCCUUCGAGAUGUUCUUUGGGCGCAAGGCCAAUGGGCGAGAGGAUGAGGACAUGGAGGUGGACGGAAACGACCCCUUCGGCUCCUUCACCACCUUCAACCUGAACGGUUUCCCGCGGGACGGCCACAUCGGCCUGGGAGGGCAGCAGCGCCGGAAGCAAGACCCGGCCAUCGUCCAUGAACUGAGGGUCUCCCUGGAGGAGGUCUUCCACGGCUGCACCAAGAGGAUGAAAAUCUCUCGCAAAAGGCUAAAUCCAGAUUGCAGGACCAUGCGCAAUGAGGAUAAGAUUCUCACUAUCGAGAUCAAGCGGGGCUGGAAAGAGGGCACCAAGAUCACGUUCCCACGGGAGGGAGACGAGUCGCCAAACACCAUUCCUGCUGACAUUGUUUUUGUCAUCAAGGACAAGCCACACCCUCACUUUAGGCGGGAAGGCUCCAACAUUGUGUACCCUGUUCGCGUGAGCUUGCGACAGUCGUUGUGCGGAUGCUCGGUUACCGUGUCGACGAUCGACGGGAAGACGUGCAACAUGAAGAUCACAGAUGUCAUCAAGCCUGGCAUGAGAAAAACUGUUGCCGGACAGGGUCUCCCCUUCCCCAAAAACCCCGAGCAGAGAGGCGACCUGGUGGUGGAGUUUGACGUGAACUUUCCCGACACGUUGCCCGGCAACGCCAGGGAUGUGCUGAAACGGCAUUUACCUGCUUAGGAUGAAGGACACGGCCUGAGCGAGGGCAGCUGACCGCAUGACAGCACUCAACCCCCUGUUGCCAAACACACAAACACACACACACACACAAGGACAGUUCUGACGGCUCACAGAUGGACCCCCCUACUGACAAAUGUGCAAUUUCCAUCUUUGAGCUCUUACUUGUUUUUAUAAAUACCAUGCAUGCUGCCAAGUUGAUACAGGUGAAGGACUGUCUGUGUUGUUGACAUCUGAAAGUACACAUUUUAUGUAUGUGGGUCUUUUCCACAGUCACUUUAUCUUUUUGUUUGUUGGAUGUAUUUGGCUGUGAAUGAGUCUACAGUUGCCAAAAAAACAAAAAAAAACAAAAAAAACAAAACAAACUCCCAGUGAAUCCUGGGAAAACUGCAGUGCCAAACAGUACAUUUUCAUGCUCUCAUUCAGAUUGGACAGGCUUCACCGCUGACGUUUUAACUGUCAGUUCGGAGGCCGUCCUAAAAUUUGUGUACAUGUUAUUCGAGGGGAACGUGGCUUGAGCGAACCGGAUCUGGACCGUCACGCGUGCGUUUUAGAAACUUACAUGUGAAGAUACCGAACGUGAAUUUUAAAAUAGAUAUUUCCACAUGAACUGAUCCUUGAGCUGUUUCGGUCACGGAGAGACAUUCGGUGAAUCCUCCUCCGUGAAGUAAACAGUGCAUUAAAAAUAAUCACUUUAGAACCACUAAUACUGCCUAGGCCUAUUUAUAGUCAGUCUGCAUAGCAAUAUUACACAAAAUGGUCUCUCUGCAGCACCAGGAAAUGAUGUGGUUCUUCAGAAAUACAGUAUAUUUUGAUAGUCAAAUGUGAAUAUUUUGUGGUUGUAAAACUUAUACGGUAAAAUUUCAAAGAUCGAAAAUAAAAAUUGACUGAACUUAA
Molecule: messenger RNA, 2261 nt
Organism: Xiphias gladius (swordfish)
Lineage: Eukaryota; Metazoa; Chordata; Actinopteri; Istiophoriformes; Xiphiidae
Gene: dnajb4
Product: DnaJ heat shock protein family (Hsp40) member B4
Exons: 3
Coding region: 345-1367 (340 amino acids)
Cellular component (GO): cytosol
Molecular function (GO): protein-folding chaperone binding
Source: RefSeq, a predicted model, not a curated record